Messenger RNA from Cuscuta campestris, 981 nucleotides. NCBI's taxonomy places the organism in Eukaryota, Viridiplantae, Streptophyta, Magnoliopsida, Solanales, Convolvulaceae. The record is from the annotation of a GenBank genome assembly.
GGACAAAACACGGGAUGGUAUAAAACAUGAACCGUCCUAACCCAUGCCCACCCCUAGGUGUGGCAUCGGUGAUAGAAAAGGUGGCGUGGGAGGCAUGGGAACCUGCAUCGGCACUUGCCCUGCGCUGGGUAGCGCAAAAGAGAACAUCCCUGGGAGGAAAGGCAUUUCUUCUGCAUGCUGGCACAUGGCCAUCACCUUGCCAAAUCCGUGGAUCGCCUGCUGGUUAGCAGGGUUGUUGAUGAAUUGUGCCAUGCUUGAUGAGAAGGUCACUUUUGGGCUGGCUGAGGGUUUAGGGAAAGAGACCAUCUGUCCGACACAUAGAGCGGCAAUGGCGGGAACCGUAAUGUGGCCGACACCCAAUGGAAUCACCGCGGUAGAGGGAGCAGCCUAGGAGGAAAAUAUACUCCGUGCCUCUGUGGAACGUCUGAACGGUGGUCAGCGGAAAAGCAUUUUUCUUUCCUCCAAGUUGAGCAAAUCUCUGCCCAUCAGUAAUUGAAAACUAGGAUUUCUUUGGUAAACUGAAGCCAAGAAUGAUCGAGAAGAAGAGGGUUCAGUUCUUCAUCGCCGUCGUCGUUGUCGCCGUUCUGAGUAUCACCGGUAACAUUUCGUUUAAAUUUCCUCGAAUUUGAAAAAAAAAACUUAAAAUUCAGGGCUGUGUUUGCUGAUCUAAACUUCAUUCGUUUAGAGAACGCUCUCGCCUUAGUUAUUUCUGUGAUGACUUUUAUGUGUAGCAGUACGAUUUCGGAGUAGAUCAGCUUUAAGGAUUUCUGGUGAAUAAGAGCGGUUGAAUGCCUAGUAAUUUUAGUGCCUCUAAGUAGAGGCCCUUCCGAAUUGCAUUGUGAAUUCCUCUUAUCAAGAAAUGAAAGCAAUUUAAUCAAGAUUUUUAUCCAUCAUUCUGACCUUAGAAAUGUCAUUGUUGCUUAGGUUUUUUUUAAUCUCCCAACGCCUAUAUGUAUAUAUGAAUAUAAUUCUGAACAUGAU